Molecule: messenger RNA, 2398 nt
Organism: Salvia splendens (bonfire salvia)
Lineage: Eukaryota; Viridiplantae; Streptophyta; Magnoliopsida; Lamiales; Lamiaceae
Product: wall-associated receptor kinase-like 2
Exons: 4
Coding region: 136-2247 (703 amino acids)
Biological process (GO): cell surface receptor signaling pathway; protein phosphorylation
Cellular component (GO): plasma membrane
Molecular function (GO): calcium ion binding; protein serine/threonine kinase activity; ATP binding
Source: RefSeq, a predicted model, not a curated record
CUCUGUCUCCUCUAUGUCACAAUCUGGCUUCACUCAGUCUCAGCGCAAUCUUCAUCAAUUGCGAAGCCCGGAUGCCUAGAGCGGUGCGGGACCCAGCCGGUCCCGUACCCGUUCGGGGUGGGGCCGGGUUGCUCCAUGGAGCGAUCCUUCGAGAUCAACUGCAACACUUCCUUUAACCCGCCAAGGGCGUUCCUCUCCAUCCUUGGCGGGGAGAUCAUGGGAAUAAACCCGACCAACGUUCGGGUCAAUAUGCCGAAUUUGGCGCUCUCUACUUACGGACAGGGUGCGAGGAUCUUGACCGUUGUCUAUGGAUUGUCGACGACUCGGUAUACGUUCUCUGACCAGAACUGGCUCACGGCCAUCGGCUGCGACGACAUGGCGGCGGUCACGGGGCUAGCCAACCGGAGCUUCAGCGGUGGAUGCGUCUCGUAUUGUCAGAGCGCGGGUGAUUCUGGUGGCGUCGCGUCGUGCCCGAAUGAUAGCAACGGGUUUGGGCUUGGCACUGGCUGUUGCCGUACCCCUAUUCCUAAAGGCACCACAAACUUGUUUGUAAAUUUAACAGACGUACACAGAAACUGGAGAAACAACAAGUUAUUCUCUACUAGCUAUGCCUUUGUGGGGGAGAUGGUCACCUCCAAUUUUUCAUACCGCUUGAACGACUUAAACAAUGCCACAAUAUUCUUGAGUGACAAUUGGUCAGCCAAAAACACCCCGCCGGUGGUCCUCGACUGGAAGAUCGGGCAGCAGAAUUGCGACGAAGCGCGACGAAAUCUGACAACAUACGCAUGUAAAGCCAACAGUGAAUGUGUUAAUUUCGAUACAAACAUUGUAGGGUAUCUCUGCAACUGCUCCAAAGGAUACCAAGGCAAUCCAUAUCUCGACCCGGGAUGCCAAGAUUCAGAUGAAUGCGCUGAUAAUCCAUGCGACCCCAACGCAGAUUGCACGAAUAUACCCGGGAGUUUUAUUUGCAAAUGUCGUAAAAGCUAUGGAGGCGACGGAAUGAAAGGCGGAAGUGGUUGCACUAAGUUGCCCCCAUCUACAAUCAUUAAUGUCUCCAUAGGAGUUGGUGCGGGAGUGGGAUUUAUAAUGCUACUGGCAAUAUGCUUUUAUGUAUAUAAGGCAAAGCAGAAAAGAAACAAGAGAAUAGAGAAAGAGAAAUUCUUCGAACAUCUUCUUUUACAACAUCAAACAAACGAAGGCACACUCGAAAGAACCAAGCUUUUCCCGGCAAAAGAGUUGGAGAAAGCCACCGAUAACUUCAACGCGAGCCGAAUUCUCGGGCAAGGAGGACAAGGCACGGUGUACAAAGGAAUGUUAUCCGACGGUAAGAUCGUCGCUAUCAAGAAACUGAAGCUGGUCGACGAGGAUCAACUUGAGCAGUUGAUCAAUGAAGUGGUGAUACUAUCGCAGAUAAACCACAGAAACGUGGUUAAAUUGUUGGGAUGUUGUUUGGCCACGGAGGUUCCUCUCCUCGUAUACGAGUUCGUGUCUCACGGGACCCUUUUCGAUCUCAUCCAUGACCGCAACGCUGAAAUAUCCCUUUCUUGGGAGAUGCGUCUGAAAAUGGCAGCAGAUAUAGCAGGGGCACUGGCGUACUUGCAUUCAGCAUCUUCAGUACCUAUAUUUCACAGGGACAUCAAGUCCAGUAACAUCCUUCUGGAUGAAAAAUAUGUGGUCAAAGUGUCCGACUUCGGGACUUCCAAGGUUGUCGCAGUGGAUCAGACUCACCUGACCACAUUAGUGAAAGGGACAUUCGGGUAUCUAGAUCCAGAGUAUUUCCAGACUAGUCAGUUCACAGACAAGAGCGACGUGUACAGCUUUGGAGUAGUACUGGUCGAGCUUCUGACAGGACGAAGGCCGAUAUCGCCAGAUACGAGAGAAGGAGACAGGAAUCUAGCGACGCGUUUCUUGGCUUCGUUGGAAGCUGGCGAUCUCAAGAGUAUCCUCGAUGGCCGGGUGUCGGAGGAGGGUGGGAGGGAAGAGGUUGGUAGUGUUGCAAGGCUUGCGGAAAGGUGCUUGAAUCACAAGGGGAAAAUGAGGCCAAGUAUGAGAGAAGUAGCAAUAGAGUUGGAAAGCAUUAGAAUGUCGCAAAUGCCAUCAACUGCAAGGGGUGAAGAAGGUGUAGAAAUUAGUGGAUGUGAAGUGAAGCCAAUGAUGAUUACAGACAUAGAUUACACGUGGGCUAGUGGUAAAACUGAGAUCUCUUCUCCAUCGGAUACACGUCCCUUCAUUUCUGAUAUUGUGUGAGCGUUACAUUGUUUUUAUGUAAUUUACACUAUACUACUAGUUAAGGAUUGAUUGAGUUUAUUUAGGUUUUUUUAGUGGUGUAUUAUAUGCUGUAAUAACGCAUUUCAUUGUUUUGCUUGCUUAUUAAUUACGGCAUUUAUAAGUUCUUGAU